AUGACCUAUGCGCGCUCAGCCCUCAUCACUGGCGGUACCAUGAACCUUGGGUACUACGCUGCUCUGGAGAUCGCUCGUCAGCACCCUGGCUGGCUGGUCAUUAUCUGUUCGAGAUCCGAUCGAAAGCACGCGGCCGAAUCUAUCAACCGGGCGCUAAACCAACGGAAUGUCCGAUUUCUCCCGCUUGACCUCUCCGACUCCAAGAAAGUGCGAGCAUUUGCCGAGGACUGGUUCUCGAGAAACUAUCCACCUAUUCAGGCACUUCUGCUCAACGCGGCUCUGCAAUUCCCAGGCAAGAUGGUCACCACACCAGAGGGGCUCGAAGCCACCUUCGCCAUCACCCACGUCGGCAACUCUUUGCUCUUUCAUCUUCUCUGCCCGCAUCUGGCGUCGAAUGCACGCGUUGUCGUUACAGCCAGCGGAGUGCAUGAUCCUGCACAGAAGAGUGGAAUGCCGGAUGCAGUAUAUACCUCUGCCGAGGACUUGGCGCAUCCACCACCAAAGAUGGCUAACGGACCCGGCACCAACCACUAUACAAACAGCAAGCUCGCCAACGUACUAUGGACCUAUGCGCUCCAUCGCCGCCUGAAUGAGAGGGUGCUUGAACGCGGCAUCAAGGUCAACGCUUUCGAUCCUGGGCUUAUGCCAGGAUCGGGCCUGGCUCGGGAAUAUCCGCCCGCCUUGAGAUUCGUCUGGGACAAAGUCUUCCCCCGUAUCACGCCACUGCUUAAAGCUGUCUAUACCAACAAUAUUCACAAGCCAAGCGAGUCUGGCGCAUCACUUGCUCGUCUCGCGAUAUCGGACGAGCUUGCCAACGAGGCUGGGAAUUAUUACGAAGGUCCCAAAGAAAUCAACUCGAGCACUGACAGCUAUCAAACCUCAAAGCAGGACGACCUGUGGCAAUGGACUGUCAAAUAUUGCGCUCAAAAUGACGCCCAAGUAUCCAGAUUUGAGUCGCUAAAUUAG
Messenger RNA from Thyridium curvatum, 966 nucleotides. RefSeq lists its product as uncharacterized. NCBI's taxonomy places the organism in Eukaryota, Fungi, Ascomycota, Sordariomycetes, Thyridiales, Thyridiaceae. The transcript has a single exon. The record is from RefSeq and is a predicted model, not a curated record. Bases 1 to 966 code for a protein of 321 amino acids.